Varanus komodoensis (Komodo dragon) is the source of this 15660-nucleotide messenger RNA. RefSeq names its product HYDIN axonemal central pair apparatus protein (gene HYDIN). Gene Ontology annotation, cellular component: axoneme. Bases 1 to 15297 code for a protein of 5098 amino acids. The transcript has 85 exons. The record is from RefSeq and is a predicted model, not a curated record. Lineage: Eukaryota; Metazoa; Chordata; Lepidosauria; Squamata; Varanidae. Gene Ontology annotation, biological process: cilium movement; axonemal central apparatus assembly.
AUGCUAACAGACCGAGCCCAGAAAUCUCUGGGCCCCUGCAAACUGCCAGGAGGAUUCCAAAGCAAAGUGGUGGCACCUCGCAAUCCAAAGCUGGUCAAAGAAGAGAAGAAGAAGGAUGCCCUGCUGACUCCAUCGGCUUUCCUGAAAGAGAUGUCUCUUACAACGGAGCAGAAGAUGGCAAGCACCCAUGAAGUGCACUUGCCUCGCAUUGUACAGCUUUUAGACAUGAGUGAAACCUCGCACCAGAAGUUCUCCUCGGUGGACCUGGACCAGUCCCUGUUUCAGCCGUUCCCGUCAGAAGUGAUUUUCCAGAAUUACACCCCUUGUGAGCUCUAUGAAGUGCCACUGAUUCUGAGGAACAAUGACAAGAUCCCCCGGUUGGUGAAAGUUGUCCUGGAGAGUUCGCCAUACUUCAGAGUUGUGAGUCCCAAUGAUGUAUGCAAUAAGGUGGCUCCUGGCAUGCCUUCUACGUUCCGCAUCCUCUUCACUCCCGAAGAGAACAAGGAUUAUUUCCAUGAAGUAACCUGCAUUACUGAAAGGGAAAAAUUUAUUGUUCCUAUCCGAGCAAUUGGUGCAAGAGGAAUUCUGGACUUCCCAGACCAGCUGAAUUUCUCCACCUGCCCUGUAAAGUAUAGCACAGAAAAAACUCUGCUCGUUCGCAACAUUGGCAACCGAGAGGCUCGCUACCAAAUCACCACACAGAGGCCUUUCUCUGUUGAGCCUUCUAUUGGGACCCUUGGAGUGCAGGAGACCGAACAAUUUACCGUUGAAUUCCGGCCAGAAAAGACCGGCAGUCACUCUGGGGACUUCCUAGUGCAUUAUGACACCGGAGAAGAUAUUCAUGUGAGCUUGUAUGGAGCUGCUACAGAUGUCAAUGUGAGACUGGACAAGAACUCUCUGACGGUGGAGAAAACAUUUAUCACUUUAGCAAACCAGCGUCUUGUGGUUAUUCACAAUAGGAGUGAUAUCAUUGCGCAUUUUCAGUGGAAAGUCUUUGCAACCCAAGAAGAGGAGGAGCAGAAGAAACACAGCCUCUGCCACACGCUGCAGGCUGAGGAGGAGGGUGUGCUCGAUCAGCUGCUGCUGGAGUGCCCGAUGAACCCUGCCCUUCGUGAGCAUCUCUCCAUUGUCACGCGGACCUUUCAGAAUCGCCUGGCAAUGGUGCGUGAGGACUCCAUGCUCUUCAGCAACAACAUCUUCACCAUUGAGCCUCUGGAGGGAGAUGUGUGGCCCAAUUCCACCACUGAAAUUAGUGUGAUCUUCAGGCCACAAGAAGCUGGGGUUUAUCAACGAACAGUGUACUGUGACAUCUCAGGCCGAGAGACCAGACUCCCUCUGCGCAUCAAGGGAGAGGCCAUGGCCCCCAAACUGUCUUUCAACUUUGACCAGUUGGACGUUGGGAAAAUUUUUGUUGGAUCAGUCCACAGUUAUGAGGCCAUCCUGUCCAACCAGGGAGCCAUCGAUGCCCUCUUCGACCUGAUGUGGCCAUCCACGGCGCUGGGCUCCUGCUUUAACUUCCAGCCAAGCGAAGGGAUCGUGGAGCCGGGCAGCCACCAGGCCAUUCAGAUCACCUUCAGCUCCACCAUCCUGGGACAUUUCCUUGAAGAGUUCAAAUUCAGUGUGAAUGGCUCUCCUCAGCCUGUGACCUUAGUGAUCCGGGGCUGCGUCAUUGGACCAACAUUUCACUUCAACGUCCCAUCCCUCAGUUUUGGGGAUGUCUCCUUCGGUUUCCCUCGCACCCUGUCCUGCUGCCUCAGCAACACCUCUUUGGUGCCCAUGACAUUCAGCCUCCGUGUGCCAGGAGAUGGCACUGGAGAGCCAAGCGUCAGCAGUCAGAGUCAGGCCUCCGACAUCUCCAGGCCGUCGUGGAGAAAGGCCUCCUGUGGACAUGCGAGGCUGAGGGAGUUCACCAUCACUCCCAGCCAUGGAACCAUCCGCUCCCAAGGGCUCAUGGACAUUCAGGUGACUUUGUGUCCCAACACUGUGAAGACCUAUGAAACGGCACUGGUGGUGGACGUGAAGGGGAGUGGAGAAGAUGUCCUGGCGCUCCCAAUUGCGGCGAGAUGUGUGUGUCCUGCACUGCGUGUGGCGAACCCCGUCGUGAAUUUUGGACGAUGUUUCCUCAAGUUCCCGUACCAGCAGAUGGCAAGGCUUGUGAAUGACAGUGAUCUCCCCGGCUGCUACGGUGUUCUCCCCCAGGAACGCGGGAAGCUCCCUGCAGUGCUGCACUCCAGUCCUGCGCCUUGCGGCAUCAUAGAGCCCCGUUCCUCCAUUGAGAUACCCUUGACUCUAGAAGUCCAGGAGAGGGGCUCACAGGAGGCAGUGGCCUACAUCGCCGUGUUUGGGAAUCAAGACUCCCCGCUGAUGAUUCGGCUGGUGACCAUCGGUGAGGGCCCUGUGGUUUAUGUGUAUCCUGAUAAGCUCAAUUUUGGCUGCACUGAGGUUUUAAAGGAUUCCUCCAGGUUGCUCUACCUUUCCAAUCAGUCUGUGAUUCCCGCACCAUUUGACGCACAGAUGGCCCAUGCUCAGUCGCUGUGGAGGCUUGUGCCCAGCAAAGGCGUCGUCCCUCCCGAGGCAGAGAUAUCGCUCACGCUGAUAGCACACCUGGACGACACCGUGCUGUUCCAAGACGACGUCAUCCUGGAGAUAGAGAACAGCAAUUCCUACAUCAUCCCUGUCCAGGCCACAGGCACAGGCACCACCAUCGUCACAGACAAGCCCUUUGCUCCAGCCAUUGACCUGGGACCCCACUUCAGCUUGGACCCCUGCUGCUAUCGCUUCAGGAUCACCAACUGUGGGCGUCGUGCCCACCAGCUCUACUGGAUGACUGAAGGCUUCCCCGCCUUUCGCCCACGCAACGCCCUCCCCGCCACGGGCACCAGCAGGAAGAGGAAGGCAGAGACCCCAGUGCCCGUGUUCCAGCUUCAGCCGCUGAGGAUGGAGCUGACCCCCGGGAAGAGCAUGGACAUGUUCCUGGAAGGGUCCUCUGACAUCCCCAAGGUGGUAAAGGAGAGGCUGGUGUGCCAUGCCAUCAUAGGCAAGCAGUCCGGAAAGGAGUGCAUCAUGAAGGUGGACGUCACCUGUGAGUUCAUUGCACCUGUCCUGCAGAUCUCCUCCAGAAAGAUCACUUUCUGCGUGCAGAAGAAUCCCAGUGAUGUCUUAACUGCACAAUAUGAACCUCUGACUUUGAAGAACGUUUCCUCUUUGCCACUUAACAUCAUUCUCACUUUACAAGAACCCUUUGCUCUCUACAACAGGGAACAGUCCCCAGUGCCUAGAGAUACCCAACCCUUAACGAUGGACGUUGGAGAGAUACAUCAUCUCUACAUCCGGUUUGACCCCCUCUAUAGAGAUGACCUGUAUAGUCGAGUAGCAGAGGAAGUUCUGACAAUCCGUUACCUGGAGCAUCCCCAGGUGGACCACAUCCACCUCUGUGGGGAAGUGCAUUUCCCUAACCUCCACUUCCAGACGAUGGAUUUGAAUUUUGGCUGCAUCUUGAAUGAUACGGAAAUUGUGAAGGACAUCAGCAUGACCAACUGCAGCCCCCUUUUGGUCAAGUACCGCUGGUCCUUCCUGACAGAUGAUCACGAAUCCUUCAUCAGGGUCAGCCCAAGAGAAGCCAAACAUCCCACUGAACUGGACACCGCAAAAGAGCAGGAGCUGGUGCAGCCACCGCAAGCACCCACAGAUGGACGCAAAUAUUCUUCUGCACUGCCAGCUGGUGGUGAAGCCGAAGAGGAGCUUCCGAAGAUGACUCAGGCGGUGACCAAGGAAGUGCUGUGGGGUGUCGAACCAGAGGAGCACCAGCUCAGAGGCGUAGAGGAAGUGUUCGACAUCAUGCCGCUGUAUGGGGCACUGCAGCCCAGUGAGACCCAGCCGGUGUCCUUUACCUUCUAUGGCCACGCGGACAUGGUUGCCCGCGUGAAGGCGCUCUGCGAAGUGGAAGGUGGGCCCACCUAUGGAAUCUUGCUGAGCGGUGAGGCCUCGCUUGUGAGUUACGCGUUCAACAAGACGGAGAUUGACUAUGGACUCCAGCCUUUUGAUCAGAUCUGCAUGGCUGAGAUCACACUGAGGAACACGGGAAAAGUCAGAUUUGAGUACUCUGUUCUCAACAGCGUCCUGCUUGCGGCCGAGAACCCUCCACCUGGCGUGCCACUGACUCGGCCUGCUGCUAGUCAUAUUGAAUCAGGGAAGGAGCAGGUGCUGAAGGUCUAUUACUUGCCUGGCAUACCUGAGGUCUUCCAAAGAACCUUCCAGAUCCAGGUGGCCCACCUGGAACCAGACAGCAUCACUCUGAAAGGAGAGGGAAUCUUCCCCAGAAUCUGCCUGGAUCUACCUAGAAACUUGAAAGGAAAUGAGAGGUACAGCACCCUCCUCAGAGAGGUAAAGGAGCGCAUGGAACAGGAAUCCCAGAAAGAUUCCACCAGUAACUCCGAGGCGGUGGCCACUGAACCAUUCGUGGAUGAAUCUGUCACUGCAUUCGACACCCAGCUGCUGAUGGAACUGGAGAGGCUGCUUGUUCAGGAGCACGCCCUGGAGCAACAGAAGCUGCUUGGCUUUGAGUCAACAGAGGACUCUGGGGCCAGUCAGCGAGCUCUCCGGAAGCUGGUCAAAGCACAGCUACCUGAAUACAUACUGGACUUUGGCUACAUCAUCCUGGGUACCAUACGGACCCAUGUCAUCAAAGUCACCAACACCAGCCCGUUCCCAGUAUCCUUCCACGCAGACAAACGACCCCUGUGGGACACAGGUUUCAACACUGAGCUGGAUCGGGUGAAGAACCUGCCCUUCUGCCAGACGCAGACCUUUGAAGUGUGGUUCGAUCCCCAGAGUGCCAACCAGCCCCUUGGAGAGGUGGACGUGCUGCUGCCCAUCAAGGUCGUGGCUGGGCCCACAUUCCACAUCUCUCUCCGCGCCACUGUUAUCAUGCCCUCCCUCUGCAUCUCCAACAACGACUUGGAAUUCUCGGCCGUGCAGUGCGGGCAGUGCCAGGUGCAGACUGUGCAACUCCACAACCAGCUGCAGGUCUCGUGCGAGUGGAUGGCGACCAGCAACGAGCAAAUGGAAAAGGUGGACAAGCGCAUGCCAGCUGCUUUGCGUCGGAAGAUGCACCACGAACUGAAGAGCAAGCCCCACGUGUUUGAGAUGAUCCCCCCGUAUGGGAUUCUGGCACCCGGAGAGCGACUCAACGUGCAGGUCAAGUUUGCGCCAAGAGAAGAGAAAUUCUACCGCAACUACCUGAUUUUGAGCAUUUCCCAGAGCACUCAGCAACUGCUGCUGAACGUUUCUGGACAAGGCCUGGAGCCGCGCCUGGAAUUCAGUCCCGCCAUUCUGGAGCUUGGACCCCUCCUGCCUUACGCCAUCGGGGAUGAGGCUGAGGUGGUGGUGAAAAACCCCUGCUGCUUCCCCAUUGAGUUCUACUCCUUGGAGUUUGACCAGCAGUAUCUACUGGAAGAGCGGAUCCUGCGCAUGCUGAAGGGGUACGACAGCCAUAACAUCCUGCUGCUGCCUCCUCGUGUGCCCGGGGAGAAGCUUCCCCCUGAAGUGCUGGAAUAUUAUGAGGAGCAGAAGAAGAGCCAAGGCGAUCAGGAGACCCUGAAUCAGGAGACUGAAGAGGAGGAAACCAUGCAUGUUUCUGAGCCUGGAAUAAAGCCUCAUCUCUCCAGCACUGUGCAAACUACAUCGACCACCGUCUCCAUUCUUCCUUCUCUUUCCCUUCAUGACGAUAACCGAGGUUCCAGGGUGGAAUCCAAAUUUGAGGAGGAAGAAGAAGAGGAAGAGGAGGGAACUGACAAAGGGCAGCCACAGACCGGAAGUCAGCAGAGCCUCACCAAGCAUCAGGAGGCUGUGGGAGAGCUUGACAACAACCCCGUUUCAAAAGCCAUCGCUCGUCACCUUGGCAUCGAUAUCUCUCCAGAAGGACGGGCUGCCAGGAACCGCAGAGGCAUCGCUGUCAUAAUCCACGGGGCUCCCCUUACAGGGAAGACGAGCGCGGCCGUGGCCUUGGCCAAGCACUACAGCGCAGCCUGCUUGUCCAUCGAUCUGGUGGUGCUGGAGGCCAUCUCUGACGGGAGCAGCUCAGCUGGCCUGCGUGCACGGGAGCUGUGCAUCCGAGCAGCAAUAGAGCAGGCACAGCGGGAGACUGAGGAAGGAGGAGCCGAGGGGCAGCCGGCUCUCGCUCUGGGCGCCAGGCUGAGCGCAGAGGCCUUGGGCAAGCAUGCCUCGGACGGCAGCCAGCAGAGCUCGGAGUCCAAGACGGGGCCGCUUUCUGCCGUCUCCAGAGGCUACAGGGGAAGCUCCGUGACCGCAAAGGGCAAGUCCGAAGGCCAUGCGUCGCAGAAGCAGCAGCUGCACCAGCAGCCCGACCCCGCUGGGUCCCAGGUUCCGUCCAGCCCCAUUCCCAGCGCGCCAAUCCAGCGGCGCCUCAGCCUCAGUGCCAGUGUGGCCGGAGAUUAUGGCCUGAUGAGCUGCGUGCUUCCAGAAGAGCUCUUGGUGGAGAUCCUUUCCGACCGGAUGCAGCUGAGUGACUGCUAUCGCGGCAUGGUGUUUGAUGGGCUGGAGACCCUGUUCGCUCGCAGCCCUGUGUCGGCUCUUCUCUGCCUCCUCAAAGCUAUCAAUAACAGGCGCUACAUCUAUUUUGUGAACCUGUGCCAGGAUUUUAUUGCUAUGAAAGCCAGAGAGAAAAGCAAGCAAGUGCAGGAAGAACGGGAAAAGCAAGAAACUAUUGCAAGAGAGAAGGCUCGUCUGCAGGAGGUGGAUGAAGAGGCCUAUGAUGCCCUCACCGAAGAACAGAAAAUCCAGUUUGAUAGCGAACUGUUGCAGGCACUACGUGAACGAAAAAAGAGGGAGCUGGAAAAACUUGCUCGGGAGCUGGAGGAGAAGAAGCACCAGCAGGAGCUGGAGCGCCUGCGGGAGGAGGAGGAGAUGAAGAAGAAGAGCAAGCGGUACAGGAGGGAGGCCGGAAAGGAGAAGGAGGAUCCUGUGGGGAAGAAGGGCCAGCCAGCAGGGAAGCAAGUAAGGCCCAAGGGCAGCCGCUCCCGGGGCAAUCCCCCCAUAUCAGCUUUCAGGUCUGAUGGGAGGCUGAAUGAAGGGAUAGAGCGGAAACCGUCUGCAAAGGAGCGUCCAGAUGUGGGUGUCAACGACAAGGACGAGAAGAAGAAAAGGUACAGAAUGGUCCUGCCAAACGAACAGGGGGCGGCCCUGCCUCCACCCCAGGAAGAGGAGGAGGUCGACAAGGAAGUGCUGAGCGAGAACGAGAAGGCCUUGGCACAGCGGUUCAAGCUCUACGAGGCAACCCAGAAGGACAUAGUGCAGCUGCUCAUGUUCUGGGACAGAGUUCAGUUGGCCCAGCUGCAGCCGCCGGGCUCCGAGGAGAAGCCGGAGGAGGUGGAGGAUCAGCGCCAGGCCCCAUCGGGCCGGAAGGGCCGGAAGGACCGGGAGCGGGAACGCCAGGAGAGGCUGGAGAAGGAGCGCGCGGAGAAGGAGCGUGCGGAGAAGGAGCGAGUAGAGAGGGAGCGUCUGGAGAGGCUCAAGGCCCUGGAGGACAGCCGAGCCACAGGCCAGGAGGGCGAAGGGGGCGAAGGAGGAGAGAAGGAUGUGGGGGUCCCAUACCUCGAGAUCCAGGUACUCAGCUCGGAGGAUUCUAGUGGCAAGAGGAUCCUGGAGAGCGGCAAGCUGCCCGAUGUCAUGCAGAUCUUGAAUGGGCUGGGCCUGGGUCCUUCGGGGCCCCCCAUCCCUCCCACGGCCUUCUUCUCCGUGAUCCCGUACCCAGAGAAGCGGUCAGCGCCAGUCCCUGGGGAGGCUCUCAAGCACUUCACCUUCCUUGCUCCUGAGGAGCUGAAUCUGGAUGAUGAGAAGAAGGAUGCCGAUGCCGGUGCAGAGAUGGGGGCGAGUCCCCCUGUGGCAAAGGUAGAGGAACAGACCACCCCGACUCGAGGCAAGCUCAGGAAGGAAAAGUCGGAGCUAAUCCGUGACGCUCUGAGGGAGAAGAAAGCCACAGCCCGUGGCAGGAAGGGCCCUCACCCUAGCCCAGGCACAAUGACAGCCCUGUCGGAGCUAGAUCAGGGGGGGCUGACAGGGGAACCAUCCAGUGAGAAGCUUCUCAGGCUGAGCUGCUUCCGUUGGAUUGUUCCUGCAAACGGAGAGGUUUCAAUGCGCCUCCAUUUCUCCUCCACCAGAACCGGGCUGUUCGACCAGGUCCUCAACUUUGAGAUCAUGGGGACCCGGAGACAAUAUCAGGUGUACUGCAGGGGUACCUGCACGUACCCAACCAUCUGCCAGGACCCCAUGAUUGUAUUUCCCCACCGUAAGAAGAGCAUCAAACCUGACGAGAUCAUCUUCAAGAAGUACAUCAUGAGUUUGGGCUUGUUCCACUUUGGGCCCCUGCUGUGCGGGAAGUCAAGGGAGAAGUACAAGGCUGCACGGUACCCCAAUCACUUUGAGAAGAUUACCAUCUUCAACACGUCCCCUCUGGAGGCGGAAGUGCAUUUCUUCUUCAAGCAUGACUCCAAAGCAGUCACAUACCUCUUGGACCCUCCCAGCCUCACGCUGAAGCCCAGCGAACGGCAGGUGUUGACUGUCUGGGCCUAUCCGACAGCCAGUGGGAUAUUUGAGGACAGCAUCGUCUGCUGCAUCAAAGAGAACCCGGAGCCCGUCGUCUUCCGGAUCUGCUGCCAAGGUGUUCGCCCGGAGCUGGACCUGGACCGCCGUCAGCUGCAUUUUGAAAAGCUGCUGUUGCACAGAAAGGAAACCAAGUCGCUCUACCUAAAGAACUUCACCCCACUGCCUGUGGCAUGGCGGGUCAGCGGUCUGGAGAACCUCGGCGAUGACUUCUCCGUCUCCGAGGACAUGGGCCUCAUCGAGCCCUUCUCUGAGUACUGCCUGCUGGUGCACUUCAAGGCCACCAAGGCCCUCAACAUCAAGAAGGCCAUCCGCUUGGAGGUUUCAGAUGCAGAAAACAUCCUGGGGAUUGUCCAGAUUGAAACCAUACAAAUCAUUGCUGAGGCCUACGACGUUGCCCUGGACAUCAGUUUCCCCAGAGGUACGAAUGGCACCCUGGAGUUUGGAACUGUGAAAGUCAUGGACGAAGCGAAGCAGUCACUCUCCAUGAAGAACAAGGGCAAGUACGAGAUUGCUUACAGCUUGGUCGUGGAAUCCACAGACCACAUGAUGCCCAGCCUGAGCACGCUGUUCUCCAUCCAUCCUCAAAAAGGAAAUUUGGGUGCCAGCGACCGCCCUACGCCAGUCCAGAUCAUCUUCCGCUCAAAGAGGGAAGUGAAGGUGGAUGACAAGCCCAUUCUGCACUGCCAUGUGAUUGAGCCCAGCGUCUGCGAAGGAGGGGAGAUCAUCGCCACCAUCCCGAUUCGCGUCUCCGUGCAGGCCAUGUUUGCCAAGUACAGCAUCACCCCCCCGUCGCUCAUCAACUUUGGGCCUUUGGUGAUAGGCUCACGCAAGACCAACAGUUUCACCAUCGAGAACAAAGGCGCCCUUGAUUUUAAGUUUGGCCUCUGCAAGGUGGUCCGAGAUGUGCCGAUCCCGCUGCGGAGAGGGAACUCUCACGUCAAAAGCUCCCGUUCUCGCGAGGCCGACCUCAGCCGGCCGAACGCCCUGCUGACGGUGGGCAGGCAGAGCAAGCGAGCCGAUUCCCUGCAGAAGGAUACGAGCCUCAUGGCUCAGGCUCGUUUCUCCCUGGGCAUGUUCACCGUGUCUCCCGGAUUUGGAACGGUGGCUCCAGGAGGCCAUCAGGUCAUCACUGUGGACUGCUUGGCCGAUCCGGCUGGGAAGUGUGAGGAGUACAUGAUUAUUGAGAUCACUGACAGGGACCCAGAAGACAACCCUGGCGGCAUUCCAUAUGCGCUGGUGGCGGAAGCGUGCAUUCCAGGCUUCGUGACGGACCACCUGGGGACCAUCUUUGAGGAGCACCGCAUCUGCAACAGCAGCAGCCUCGGUCAGGUGCUGAAGGCCGCCGGGUGCGAGGGCGUGUUUGUGGCGGACGAGAACAAGUUCCUCUUUAACGAUGUCCUCGUUGGGCACCAGACCACCGCCCGUUUCAAGAUCUUCAACACCGGCCGGAUCCCCUGCGACGUCGUCUUUACCGUAAAGCCAGUCUCUGCCAAGGCCACCGUUCGAGUCAGCGACAUCUUUGAGGUCCACCCUGUGCGGAUGUGCAUCACCAGCCGCUCACACGCCUUUGCAACACUGACCUUUUCGCCGCAGAGCAUGCAAAACUACCAGUGCGUUUUUGAGGCCUCUGUUGAUGCGAUGCCCAGUGUGGCUGCCAAAACCAGAAGUCUGUCCUUUGAGGUCACAGGGGAUGGCAACCUUCCUCGGAUCACCGUUGUGCGCCCUGUGCUCCGCAACAAGAAAGGGAGCCCGCUUCUGCUCUUCAGGAGACUCCUCGUGGGGCACACGGAAACUCUCCCCUUGGUCCUGAAGAACAGUGGCAGCGUGCUGGCCCAGCUGUACCUCGAUGUGUCUGAUGAAAAUGGUGCCUUCACGCUGAAGCCCAGGCCCUCCACCCAGUGCAUUUACGUGUCUGCUCAGAAUGAGGACAGUGAAUCCAGUGAGGGAGUCAGGAAGCCUCACACGGUCUCCCUGGCCCUGCACAACGGAGAAUCAGCAGAGUUUGAUGUGAUUUUCCAACCCAGCCUGACACAGCACAUGGAAGGGCUGAUCCACCUCUCUAUUACGGACAACCAGUACGAGGAGACCAGCAUCCAGAUGGUGGGCGAAGGCUACCAAACAGACGUCACCCUGGACAAUAUCCACAGCCUGCUGACCCAGAGUGACCUGGAGAGUGCUGAGGGAUGCCUGGAGGACAGUGCAGGCGAGGCUGCCCGAAUGGAUUGCGUCCAGUUCAGGGACUGCCACAUUGGGACGCCCUAUCAGGCCACGUUCACCAUAACCAACCACAGCAAGUCAGGCGUGAUGCGGUUCGAAUGGCCGGCUCUGGGUCCGUGCCACUUCUCCCCACAGGUUGGCCAUCUGCACGCUGGGUGCACCAAGAACAUCAUGCUUACCCUAAAGUCCAGUGUCCCUGUCACACUGAACGAGCAGCUGGUGAAGUGCAAGGUGACCCGGAUCGCCUUCCCGUUGCCUGUCGACCAGGUCCCUGACUGGGACGACCGCCUGCACACAGUCAAGUGGGUGGAUGCCCCGAAGAGCAGCACGGCCACGCGCCCAACCAAGAGGAAGGUGAUUGAGAUAGACCCGGAGCCGGCCCACGUGACUCUGGAGGAAGGUGGCCGAGAGCUGGAGCUUCGGGUGAGCGCCACCGUGGACUACGCCCAGUACAAGAUGGAGGUGGACACGGUGCACUUUAAGGACACGCUGCUCUUCCAGGCGAGAGUGUUCAGAGUGGAGCUGUCCAACACGGGAAACGUCCGGCUGGAAUACGCUUGGAGAGCGGUCAUGGAGGAGAGCGGGAGGGCCGUCAACUUUGCUGCAGAUCCCUUGCCAAGCAACCCAGAAGGAGAACAUCCGUCCGCUACAUCGGCUGCCUCGGUCAAGGCACAAUCCAGCCGUCCUCUCAGCCAGCUGGAGAGUGGCAUAGAGAGUUUUCAUUCCUACGUGACCUCACCACCCUGGCCCCCAUUCUCCGUGGAGCCCCGCAGCGGUGUCAUCCCUCCUGGGGAAUCCCAGUCCCUCGAAGUGAAAUUCUGUCCCCAGGAGCUGGGGGAGUUUGAGGGCCGGCUGCUUGGCAGCAUCUCUAACCUGCAGCCGGAGGCGGGGGGGCCCGUGGUGGCCGUGAAGGGGAAGAGCCUCCUGCCCUACUGCCACUUCGAUCUGGAGGACUCGGACUACAUUACGGCAAAAAGGCGCGACCCAGACUGGCGAGGCCCCAGCGGGAUGAGCCUGGACCCCAACACAAAAGUCAUCGAAUUUUCCUCCGUGGGAGUGCGCAUCAGAAACACCCGGAGCUUUGCCAUCUUGAACCCCACCAACACCCCAUACACUUUCCAGUGGAGCUGUGACCAGCAGGAGGAGGGGCAAGAGCAGCCAGCCUUCAUCUGCUUCACGGAGCGGGGACAGCUCCGUCCAGAGAAAUCUGUGGAGGUCAUAUUUGAAUUCAUCCCCCGGCACCUGGGCAUCACAGAAUCCUUCUGGAGCUUCACAAUCCCUGAGCACAACAUCUGUGUUCCCUUCCUCUUGGUGGGACACACCACUGACCCGGCCGUGUCGCUGGACAGGCCCCACCUGAACUUCCGCUCCCUCUUGGUCGGGCAUGAAGUCAGCGACAGUAUUGACAUUAUCAAUGAUGAGAAAGAGGCCUACAGUUUUGCUUUCCGAGAGAGCUCCCGUUUUUCAGAGGGGCGAAUCAACUGUCUGAAACUGCAGCCCAUGGAAGGCUCUAUCCCAGCCCAUUCCAGGCUGCCUAUUAGCAUUUCCUUCAUGCCAACCUUGGAAGGGGAAGUCAACUUUAAUUUGAUCUGCGACGUCAAGAAGAAAAGCCAGCCGCUCUGCCUGAACGUCAAGGCGACAGGCCACGCCAUGAACGUCUCUGUCAAGUGCAAGCAAAGGAACGGCACACUUGUCGAGCUGGACCCCGACCAAGCCAACCAGCUGCCUUUCCAUGAGAUGCAAGUCAACGAUCAUGCACAAUGUCAUUUUUACAUCCUGAACUCGGGCAAGUUCAACUUCACCUUCUCGUGGGAGUUUCACAAUGCCAAAAGACUGCAGAGCUACUUUUCACUCUCCCCAAAUACUGGCACUGUGGAACCAGGAGAGCGGGCAGAGGUCGUGCUGUCUUUUCAUCCCUUGAAGGCGUGCACCUUAAAGGGUGACCUCAAACUACAGAUCAGCCAUGGCCCGGUGUUCACCUGUGAGCUGCAGGGCUCUGUGGUCACUCCCAGCAUCCAUUUCUCCUUCACCAAAGUCGACUUCGGCAACUGCUUCAUCUACCAGGUCGGGAUGCCCAUCUCCAGGCGAAUCCUUACGAUCACAAACAAGGAUGAAAAGCAGAUCAGCCUGGAGUGCUUGUUCACCAGCACGACUCACCUCGAGACUGGUUUCCACGCUAAAGUGCUAAGUCCUGGAGGAAAGGCUGAUAUUCCUAUCAGCUUCUACCCCCGAGAGACCAUCCUCUACCACGACAUCAUCACCUUUGAAAUCAACGGGCUCUUGCAGCGGAACGUUGAGGUCUUUGGGAAGGGCAUUGAGUUGAAGAUUGAUGUGGUAGAGCCUCGCAACCGAGUACUGAAAUUUGGAGCGGUCCCUUCAGGACAUGUGGUGAAGAAGACUGCCACGAUUGUCAACAACAGCGUUGCUUCUGUUACCUUCAGCCUCAGUUUUGUGUCCUCCAUGCCAGAACUGCAGGAAACAAAGGUCCUCACGCUGUCUCCAUCCAGCGAGGUGACCCUGAGCGCCAAGGGAGGCACCUGCCAUGUGGAGGUGGCGUUCGGCCCUAGGAGCCGCCUCCUGCCGUUCACGGAGGAAGUCCUGCUCAGCUGCCAGGGGACCCUGCGCACCCUCCUCGCCGUGCAGGGCUCCUGCCAGGGCAUCGAGGUCAGCCUGGACCAGGACCACGUCCCCUUCGGCGCAGUGGUGCUGCGCAGCCAGGCCUCCCGGCGCAUCACCCUGCAGAACACGGGGGACGUCGGCGUGGGGUUUAAAUGGGAUGCCAAGAGCUUCCAGCCGGACUUCUCUAUCAAGCCUGUGGAGGGCUACGUCUCCCCAGGGAUGGACGUCUCCUUCGAAGUGACAUUCCAUCCCUGCGAGCAGAGUCAGGACAUCUGCUACGAGAACCUGCAGUGCCAGAUCCAAGGCAGGGAGCCGCUCAAGCUCACCCUGAGCGGGUGCUGCGUGGGAGUCCCCCCGGUCAAAGAGGUGGUGAGUUUCACAUGCCAGGUGCGCACAAAGCAAACGCAGACCAUCAUGCUCUCCAACCGGACCAACCAGCCCUGGACCCUGCGGCCCGUCAUCGAGGGGGAGCAGUGGAAGGGGCCCGAGUUCCUGCGGGUGGAAUCCCACCAGCAGAACAAGCCCUACGAGAUCACCUACCAGCCGCUGGCCAUGAACGCAGAGAGCAAGAAGGACCAGGGCUCCAUCUUCUUCCCACUCCCCGAUGGGACGGGGCUGCUGUACCUCCUGCAAGGCACUGCCGAGCCUCCCAAGUCUUCUGGGAACAUCAUGAGGGAGGUUCCUUGCAAAACAGCCUACACCGAACUGUUUCCCAUCUCCAACUGGCUGAACAAGCCCCAAAGGUUCCGCGUGACUGUCGACAUGCUGAAACCAGAAAGGCUGGAAGCUACGACGACCCUGAAAACCCUGGACUAUGUGGAGGUGCCUGCCUCCGCCAAGAAGGACCACAAGCUCAGCUUCUUCUCGUACAAGGAAGGCAUGUACAGCGCCAAGGUGACCUUCCGUAACGAAGCGACCCAAGAGUUCCUGUUCUACUUGAUCACCUUUAAGGUCGUCCCGUGCGGCCCGCUCGGCACAAUUGAGCUGGUGACUGCUGUCCGGCAGAGUACCUCCUCCUCAGUGAAAGUGGAGAACCCCCUGCACUACCCAGUGACCUUUAGCACUGACUGCAAAGUCCCCGACAUCAACCUGCCCCCCCAGUUCAUCGUUCCUGCUCAGUCUGAGGGAACGAUUGUGUUUGAGUUCCAGCCGAUGCGGCCAGGAGAGACAGGUGGGCGUCUGGCCCUGAACAGCAGUGAGCUGGGCUCCUUCCAGUACGACCUGGCCCUGAAGGCCACUCCUGCCCGGGCAGAGAAAGCGCUCUGCUUCUGCACCAUGCUGGGCAGCAGCCAGACCAUGGUCACCAAGUUUGUCAACUAUACGCGGCAGAAAACCGAGUACGUGACGAAGAUCGACUGUCCUGACUUCCAUGUGGACAAAGUCAUCAACGCCCCUGCAGGGUCUCAGGCAGGCACUGAAGUCGCUGUGGAGGUGACCUUCGAGCCCUGCCAGCUGGGAGAAGCCAAGGGAGUCCUCCUCCUUUCCUCAACUAUCGGUGGCGACUACACAAUCCCUCUUUUUGGCACCUGUGUACCCCCCAAGCCGCAGGGGCCGAUCCAAAUCAGAGCCGGAAGCAGCACCAUCAUCCCUUUCAAGAACGUCUUCAUGCAGCCCAUGGCCUUCACAUACCUCGUGGAGAAUCCGGCCUUCACCAUCAGGGCCACGGAGACCAUUCGCCCCAAGAAAUCUGCCACCAUCACAGUCUCCUUCGAAGGGAACCCCAGUGGCAGCAAAGCCCCUGUCACCAGCAAGCUGGUGGUCUCCUGCCCUCGGGCAGCUGGGCUGGGCUCGGCGGUCUCCUGGGUUUUUUACCUGAAGGGUGUCAUGCCAGAGAAAUGACCACAUCGGGACACGUCUUGCUCAGGCAUGGCCACCAAGGGUGGAUCCCUUGUUCCUCGGCAUCUGAGCCUUCUUGUGAUACACACCUUUCUCAGUGCAGCAGAUCCUCUGUGCCUUUGAGGGGAGAUGGAAAAACCUCUGUCAGCCUCCCUGGGACAAGGAGGGAGGAGUACAGGUGUGUUCUGCCCUGCCUGCCCAACAAAGGCGGCAUACACCAAACCGGGAACUCCCUCCCCGUCUACAGAUUGUUUCAGAGAAAAGUCACUCCACUGAGGGAGUGAAUCGAGGCAGCAGCCAGAGAUGCAGGAUGACUGCAAGCCUUAAACCCCAAUCAGAAAGUCUCACUGUGUAUGCCUUUAUUUU